GCAUUGCAUUAUGGGAUGGUAAUGGUGGGCGCGUGAUUUUGAACAAACACAGAAUGCCUAUCGAAAAAACAGGCAUUGAAAAUGGAAACAACAUUGAGGUUAUCUUACAAGAUGGAUGCAACACUGUGUCUGUAACCUCUGAUAAUAACUUGGAGAAUUCUAAUACCAAUGCCAAUUUUGCUGAAAUUCCUGUAUCAUUGGAAUGUAACAGUGCAAAAGUGUUAAACAAAGUUGACAACCUGGAUUCAGAUAUUGUCAGUAAUGACCAGGAUGUGGCAGCCUUACUUGGGAACUCUGUACAGUCCAGUGAUGGUGCCCUUCCUACAAUUACCCUGGCAUCAGAUGAUUUCAGUGCAACUUCAGAAGAUGUCAAAAGUUUGACGAACACUGUCUCUAACUCUAAUGAAGUAACAACUACACAAUCAUUGAAAAGACAACUUUCAUCAACUACACCCCCUGUGGUCCAUAAAGUCAUAAUAACUAAAAAUCCCAAUAGUGACCAACCUCAAGUCAUGCCAGUGCAAGUGAAUCAAUUGGGACAAUUCCAGCUGCAAUCAGGACAGAGUUUUAAUGUGUCCUCAUCAGGAGCUAUAAGUCUUUUACCUCAGGGAUCACAAACACCAACAAAAACAAUCACCAUUUCUCCACAAGGUGUCCUUUCUCCAGGAAAGCAGUAUGUUAUUCCUUCAACUCCUACAAAAUAUGUUGGUGUUCAUGGAAAUAAAGUGCCCAUUUCACCAGCAUCAAAAACUCCUACCAAAAUAACCAUGAUCCCUGUGACAAUUGGUAAAUCUCCUCAAAGACUGGUUCCAGCUUCAUCUGUGUUAAAUAAACAAGUGAAUAUUUCAUCAGGAGCUGGAGGAUCAAGACCAACUUUGAUCACAAUGUCACCUUCAAAAGUGAUGAAAGAGGGUACAGUGGUGCAACAACGACCAAUACAAAUUCAGCCCUCACAGGCAAAACAGAUAAUAACGGUGCCCACUGGUAGUGGAGUAAAACAGGUACAGAUUCCAAUAUCAAUGCAGGGCAGUCGCUUUCAGUAUGUGAGACUGGUUUCCCCCAGUUCCCAAGCAGCCAUGGCCGCAGGAGUGUCUAAAAGCACCAGUCUAACAUCACUAGUACAGCCAGCAAAGUCCAUUGCGCCGGCAUUAAGUACAUCAGAUUCCCAGGGGAACAUUCAACAGCUUAAGAUCACACUACCCGCUCAAGGAACGCCACAAAUAGUAACUUCAAAACCUCAGACUACACAACAAGUUCAGCGGAUUUUGUUACCAGCAGCCCCAACUCAACAAGUGGCAAUUCGAGUUUCAACACCCAUGGCAGUGUCGUCGGUCGCUCAGAUCAGACCUGCUACUUCUACGGUCACCAACAUUGCUGGACUACCCCCAGGUACCACCCUGCUGUCGGGUGGAUCCGGACUUCAGGGAUUUGCUCUUGUCCCGGCAUCUUAUGUGACACAGCUUCAGCAGCAAGUACAGCCAAAAACCAUCACUGUGCAACAGCCAUCUCUGCCAGCAACAAACACUGUUGCAACAGUGGAGCCACAGAGUUUGCUGCAGCAACAACAACAGAGGCAGGAGUUUGUGCCUAUAGCCAGCAGUGACCCAUCUCUCAGUGCUAACCUCAAACAAAAUGGAUCUGCAAUAGAGGCUACAGGAGCCAGGCCAAGAAAACCUUGUAAUUGUACAAAAUCCCAGUGCUUAAAACUGUAUUGUGACUGUUUUGCCAAUGGAGAGUUCUGUCACAACUGUAACUGCAACAACUGUGCCAACAACUUGGACCAUGAGGAGGAGCGCUCAAGAGCGAUCAAGUCCUGUUUGGACAGAAACCCCAUGGCUUUUCAUCCAAAGAUCGGUAAAGGCAGAGAUGGAGAAAGAGACCGCAGACACAACAAGGGCUGCAACUGUAAACGCUCAGGCUGCCUGAAGAACUACUGUGAAUGUUAUGAGGCAAAAAUAAUGUGCUCAAGUUCUUGUAAAUGUAUUGGAUGCAAGAACUUUGAAGAAAGUCCAGAAAGGAAAACUUUAAUGCACUUAGCAGAUGCAGCGGAGGUUAGAGUUCAACAACAGACAGCAGCAAAAUCAAAACUGUCCUCCCAGAUAUCAGGAAUUCCAUCACGACGACCUCAGAUUGCCUCCACAGGAGAAAGGCUGCCGUACACAUUUUUAACCUCAGAUGUUGCGGAGGCAACGUGUGCCUGUCUGUUGGCUCAGGCAGAGGAGGCCGAGAGACUGAAGAUGCCACCAGUAGUGCAGGAGAGGAUGGUGAUUGAAGAGUUUGGACGCUGUCUGCUGCAAAUCAUAGAAUCUGCAAACAAGACAAAAGAAAACACAGACACAUGAUAGCCUGAUCUUGGUUCCAACCGUGUGUAAUUCCAGCUCAAGUGCCAGCACCAGUGUAUCCUGUUCCCUGCUUGUGUGUGCGUGUGCAUGUGUUUAUCACAGUGUCUGACCUCUCUCUAACAGUAUUCUCCGAACGUGGACAAAUGUGAGACAUUGAGUGCUAGCCAGGCCGAGACGGAAGCCACAAGCCUUUUGUCCUACCAGUGAUAAAUAGGAUGAAGCAAGCUGGGACUCCUCUUACCAGUGAAGGCAGCUUCUCAAGUUUAUACAAACAAACUUCAAAGCGUGGAAAAUACAAGUGCUUUUGACUUUUCUUUAGCACAGGAAAUCUGAAAUUUGUCACGUGUUUGGUCAAGAUAUUCUUUUUUCAGUGUUUUAUAGUGUUUUUUGUUCUUCUGUCAUUUACCCUAAGUCAUUUACCAUGUUACUGGGCAUCAACCUCAACUUACUUGUAAAUUGUUAAGUGAAUAUCAAUUUUAAUCUUAAACGCCAUUUUGUUAUCCAUGAAGUUGUGUAAAAAAAAAGUAUGCACACUUUUUGAUUGAAAAUGAUGAUUGCCACAGAGUUAAAUUUCUUUUGAGAUAUCUUAGUACACAAUAAUGUAUAGGGCAGUUAAUAUGAUGAUUACAGCAUAGUUAUACACUGCACAUUUCCUUUCUGGAUAUACGAUACGACUAUGUGUUGGGCAGUAAAAGUGUUCAACGUAUUAAUAAAUGGCAUAUUUUUCUUUCUUCUUCUGAUAUGGAUUAUUUUAUUUAUUUUGGAGAUUUUAGGAAUUAAAAUUUCAUUAAUGGUGUAAUUUUAUUCUAGCCAUUUAUGUUUUUAUUAUUAAAUUAUGAAAUGAGAAUUGUGUGUAAGGGUUCAAUUUCUAAUAUUAUUUUUAAUUUACAGGAACUAUCAUAAAUCUAUUAAUGAUUGUAGAAAACAAAAGAUGAAAAUACUUAUACAUGUAUACAUGUAUGUUUUAAAUUCUUAGAAUGGUGAUAUGUUUUCAAUCUCUUAUUUAUAUGAAUUCAUUUCACAAGUUGCUUGCACAAGAAUUGGAAGACUAUUAGUAUGACAUUCUUGCAUUUGCUCAAGUUUUGUUAAUGUAUACAUUUUCAUGUACCUGUGUAAAUUUUAUUUGGCUUUUUGCAUUUGUAAUUUAUAAGAACAACUGUACACUUGAAUUGUGAAUUGAGUGUCUAUAUAUAUUAAUUUUAUCAACAUACAUGAACCUGUAAUUUAAUGGCUGUAGAAUACAGCUGAAUUGUAAAUAUAAACAGAUCCUAUAUUCUCAUUAUGAUUACAUGUAUAUGAGACAGCUGAUUUCAUGGGUAUAAAAUCUUCUAGAUACGGUCAACACAACUCUCUCACACAAGUCAUUCAACAUCCCUCAAGUCCCGCGAUAACCACCAUUGAAUUAUCGUUAAGUACAUCUUCUCUUGUUGGCUUUAAACCUCACAUUUUUCUUCAUUCAUUUUCUAGUCAUCAUACUGUACAAAACUACAUGUACUUCAGAGUUUAUUUUUCAAGCAAAAUCAAUAUACAUGUAUAUCCAUAGAUUUGAAUGAUGAGCAAGUGUGUGAUGUAUGGAUGUGUGAAUUUAGCACACUAUUUACCAUAGUUGUCCGAUAGCUUCAGAAAAUCUAACACCUCCCUGCAGUGUGUAAGCUGGUUUUAAUAGCAUAAUUCCAUUACUUAACAUUUGUAUAUCAAUUACAAUGUAUAUGAAUUGUGAUGGUAUUACAUGGGUAAUAUCUUAUACACUUAUAGAUAAGCUUAUGUAGUGUUUAUAAAUAACAAGUUUGCAAGGUUGUUUAAAUCAUAUUGAAUAUUAGAGGGGUUGGGUUGAGAUUUUUGGGUUUCUUUUUGUUUAUUUCUUUUUUAUAUUUCUUAGAAACAUUGAAUCUAAAAAGUAAAGACAGUAUAUUGUGAUUGCAUUUUUUUUUUCAAAUCCCAGACAUUUAUUUUAAAUUAAUUCAAGGAUUGCUAUAUUUAUUAAACACCAAACAAGACAGAAAAAUGUUUUUUGAUGUCUUGUACAAAAGUGAACUUUUCAUGUGUCGGGGCCUUUAGAUUAUGAAUGUCAUGUGCAAUAUCUGAGAAUGAAUGAUGUUAGUAAAUAAUAUAGACCCUUCAUUUCAGCAGCAGCUUAAUAUGUGGAGUCAAAUAAAUCAUCAACUACAUAAACAA
Messenger RNA from Magallana angulata, 4517 nucleotides. RefSeq names its product protein lin-54 homolog. The transcript has 12 exons. Lineage: Eukaryota; Metazoa; Mollusca; Bivalvia; Ostreida; Ostreidae. Bases 54 to 2342 code for a protein of 762 amino acids. The record is from RefSeq and is a predicted model, not a curated record. Gene Ontology annotation, cellular component: nucleus. Gene Ontology annotation, biological process: regulation of DNA-templated transcription.